AAAAAAAAAGCUACUAUGGGUAUUCCCCCCCCUGCAAUGGUGUCCUUGCAUGCACAGCUCCCGUGAAGUGCCCAGACUUGCUAGUUCACUUGUUGUCAGCGCAUCACAAAAUGCAACGUCCCCAUUUGUUAUCUUUUGUGAGGAUGUACUGCUCUCCGGCCUCCAAAAAGCCUGAAGCGGCCAACGCAAUGGAAACGGCUAAAGUUUUUCUUUGUCGCCUCUCUGGAGCUGGAAAGGAUUUGGGAAGACACUCCAUUCAGCGAAUCUCUGCAACCACGCAAAGCUGGUGGGACAAAUACGAGGAAUUUGUGGGCAUCAACGAAGUCCGAGAAGCCCAGGGAAAAGUGGCUGAGGCUGAAAAACAGUUUAUGUUUGCUCGAGGAAUUGUACGAGAAACCCGUGACACAUGGGAGACUCAGCAGCUGAAAUUGAAAGAAAUUCGGGAUCGUUUAGACAGAGUUUCACGUGAGGACGCUCAGUAUCUGGAACUGGCAACGUUGGAGCACAAAUUAUUGCAGGAAGAGAAAAGGUACCGGAUCAACUACCUAACAGCCGAAGAAUCUGAGCGGGAAGCCUUCUCUCUCUUCUCUGCCGCCGUCCGGGAAAGUCACGAAAAAGAGAGGACGAGAGCUGAGAAGACGAAGAACUGGUCCAUUAUUGGCUCCGUGUUGGGGGCCGUGAUCGGCGUCUUGGGUUCCACUUACAUCAACCGAGUUAGGUUGCAGGAAUUAAAGGCCUUAGUUUUCGAAGCCCAGAAGGGCCCUGCGAGCCUUCAGGAAGCCAUCCGAGAUCAAGCCACCGCCUAUCACUCCCAGAAACAGGAUCUCAGUGACCUCACCGCCAGUCUGAAGAACAUCCUGCAACUUGCCACGGUGACGUCCCAGGAAGGAGAAGAGGCUUCCUUGACCAAAGACGGAUCGCGCACCUCACUAAAAAUAGACCCUGUCUUGGUUUCUGUGAAGGAGCAGCUGGUCUACUCUAAACAGAUCAGUUCGUUCCUUGGAAGCUUGCAGGAGCAGCUUAGUAAUUUGGAAAACAACUUAGGGCAGAUGGUCCGUGAAGUACAGAACAUUAAAGCUGUACCUCAGCCUGUACCUGAGGGAAGGGGGUUGCUUAGCUCUCCCACAGAGGUGAAGAGCCAGGCUUUAGAGGCAGAAGAGGUGGUGCUUGAAUUGUGCAACACCGAAAGGAGGUUGGAAGCCCAAAUGAGGAAGAACUCCAUCUAUAGUACAGCCUUCACCUGUACCAUGCUGGCUGUUAGCUUCCCCGUGCUCUAUAUACUGUUGAAGGGAAAUUAGCCUGCAGUUUAGCCACGUUCCUUCAAAAGUCUUUAAAAAAAAUAAAUAAAAGGGUGUUCCUUGAAUAUAAACGCUUCCUCGAAGUCAUUUUGCAGAAGCGCCUGUUGGUUGAUGGCCCGAGUCAGUAUGAAUGAACUCUGCUCUAUGAGUCUUUGGCAGUUCCUCUUCUGUGCAGACAGACAAAUGGUUUGUGGUUUUUUUUUAAACACCAUUGAUGCUCCUUGCCUUUGGAAUCUGACAGAAAAACCUCGAUGCUUUCGAGCUGUUGAUGAGUAAGAGAAGCCAUUCAGAUGAUUUGAGUUUUCUUUUCUUUUUUAGGUAAUUUUAUUAGAGAUUUCAGAUAUAGAGAUAAACACUGGUAGUAAUUAAGGUAGAAGAAAUGAACAGGUUAAAGAAUGAGAAAAGAACGCAAAGCCAAAAGUGCAGAAAGAAAAAGGGGGGAAAAAAAACCCCAAAUGCAAAGAAGUGAUUCUGACUUUUUCUUUGCAGUAGAUAUGAAUAUAAAUUCAUAUUGAAGCCUUUACAACGCAGCUUUCAUUUCUUUAGGAUCUACCACAGUGGUUCUCAACCUGUGGCCCACGGAUCCCUGAGUGGCCCACGAUUUAACAGAUGGUCCAUGAAGGCUUGAAGAAAUGUUAUGAUUUAAAUCUUGAGCUAAGUCUUGGUGGUCCAUGGCCAUGAUCUUUGACCACAAAAGGUAUUUAUAGGGGUUCCGUGGUGAAGAAAAGGUUUGACAACCACUGACCUAUCAUUUUAUGUAAUUAUCAAAUCCAUUGUCAUUUUUUCCUGUUUCAUGCAAAAAGUCUCAAAGGGGGUUUCAAUCAGCAUUAUUGUCUUUUCUCUAAUCAAAGGUGUCACUUUCACUAUCUCAUCAACUUCACCACCCAAUUUUCCCACUGUAAGUAAUGUCAAAUUUUUCGAUCAUUGUGUACAUAUAAACAACUUGCUGCUAUCAUAUGUAAAAAUAAAGUUCCAUGAGUUUUUUCCCCCAGAUAUUUGUUCAUUAGUCCCAAAAGGAAUAUCUCUGGUUUCAGAUGCUUAAGAUCUUUACGGUCUUCUGAAUGAAUGUCUGUAUUUGAAUCCAAUUUUUAAAAAAGCUUUUUUACAUGUCUACUUUUUUACAAGUCCCCUCUUGUUCACAUUUCCAGCAUUCAUAUGAGGUUCCUGUAUAUGUUUUAGACAAUUUUGCUCUGAUGAAAAAUAUCAACCAUACAUCGUUUUAUGAAAUUUUCUUUAAGAUUACAACACAACGUGAAUCUCAUUUGUUUCAUCCAUGUAUUCUCCCACUAUUUGUAGAUUAUGUUUUUAGUCCAUUUUAUUGUGCCUUCUUUCACUUGUUCAUCUUCUCCCAAAGGUGUUUUCUCAAGAGGCAACUGGACUUUCUGUUUUUUCUUUGAAGACAUUUUGCUUCUCAUCCAAGAAGCUUCUUCA
Messenger RNA from Notechis scutatus (mainland tiger snake), 2729 nucleotides. The record is from RefSeq and is a predicted model, not a curated record. NCBI's taxonomy places the organism in Eukaryota, Metazoa, Chordata, Lepidosauria, Squamata, Elapidae.